This is a messenger RNA of Mirounga angustirostris (Northern elephant seal), 8103 nucleotides long. It is a transcript of the gene INO80, whose product is annotated as INO80 complex ATPase subunit. The record is from RefSeq and is a predicted model, not a curated record. Gene Ontology annotation, biological process: DNA-templated transcription; chromatin remodeling; DNA repair. Gene Ontology annotation, cellular component: nucleus; Ino80 complex. Bases 891 to 5690 code for a protein of 1599 amino acids. NCBI's taxonomy places the organism in Eukaryota, Metazoa, Chordata, Mammalia, Carnivora, Phocidae. Gene Ontology annotation, molecular function: ATP-dependent chromatin remodeler activity; DNA binding; ATP hydrolysis activity. The transcript has 37 exons.
CAAGUCCUUUAUCCAGAUACACAACUUGCAGAUAUUUUCUUCUAGUCUGUGGCUUGUAUUCAUCUUUUUAAUAAUACUGCUUAAAGUACAAAAGUUUAAAAUUUUCAUGACCUAAUUUGUCAGUUGUGUGUGUGUGUGUUGUUUUUUUUUUUUAUUGGAUUGUGCUUUUGAUGUCAUAUCCAAAGACUUUUUGCUUAACCAAGAUCAUGAAGAUUUUCCCCUGUGUUUUCUUGUAGAAGUUUUACAGUUUGGGGUUUUACACUUAAGUCCCUGAUCCAUUUUGAGUUAAUUUUUAUGCCUAGUGUGAGGUUAAGGUUUUUUUUAAAGGUUUAAAUUAAUCUUUUUGUAUGUGGAUACCCAGUUGUCCAGCAUAGUUUGUUGAAAAGACUGUCUUUUCUCCCAUUGAAUUGCCUUGGCACCUUCAUUGAAAAUUGACCAUACGUGUAAGGGCUUUUUUCCUUUUAUUUUUUAAAUAUUUUAUUUUUGAAGAUUUAUUUAUUUUAGGGUGAGAGUGUGCAAGCACGAACUGGGGUGAGGUGGGGGCAGAGGGAGAGAGGGAAAGAGAGAAUCUCAAGCAGACUGCGCUGAACACAGAGUCUGACAUGGGGCUUGAGAUCAUGACCUGAGCCGAAAUCAGGUGUCAGAUGUUUAACCAACUGAGCCACCCAGGAACCCCUGUUUUUUUGUUUUUUUUUUUAAACCCCAACUAUUUAUUUUCUUUCUUCUUUUAAAGGCAGCUCUGUGCCCACUGUGGGACUUGAACUCAAGACCCUGAGAUCAAGAGUUGCAUGCUCUACCAACUGAGCCAGCCAGGCACCCCUGUAAGGGUUUAUUUCUGGAUUUUCAGCCGAGAAGUCGGAGACCCUUGUGCAUGAAGACAGAUUUGUUCUAUGGCCUCGGAGUUGGGAGCCGGGGACGAUGGCGGCUGCACUGAGCUGGCAAAGCCCCUCUAUCUUCAAUACUUGGAGAGGGCCCUCCGGUUGGACCAUUUCUUGCGACAAACAUCAGCCAUCUUCAACAGGAAUAUUUCUAGUGAUGAGAGUGAAGAUGGACUGGAUGACAGUAAUCCUUUAUUGCCCCAGUCUGGGGAUCCCUUAAUACAAGUUAAGGAAGAACCUCCAAAUUCAUUGCUUGGAGAAACUUCUGGAGCAGGCAACUCUGGAAUGUUAAACACAUACUCACUGAAUGGAGUUCUACAGUCAGAAUCAAAAUCUGACAAAGGGAAUUUAUAUAACUUCUCUAAAUUGAAGAAAAGCAGGAAGUGGCUAAAGAGCAUUCUGCUAAGUGAUGAGUCCAGUGAGGCAGAUUCUCAGAGUGAAGACAAUGAAGAAGAAGAAGAAGAAGAGGAAGAACUCCACCUCAGCAGAGAAGAACUUCAUAACAUGUUGCGGCUGCACAAGUAUAAGAAACUUCACCAGAAUAAGUAUAGCAAAGACAAGGAGCUGCAGCAGUACCAAUACUACAGUGCAGGCCUGCUCUCCACGUACGACCCUUUCUAUGAGCAACAACGGCACCUACUUGGACCCAAAAAAAAGAAAUUCAAGGAGGAAAAGAAGCUUAAAGCCAAGUUGAAAAAAGUGAAGAAAAAAAGGCGAAGGGAUGAAGAACUUUCCUCUGAAGAAUCUCCUCGUUGCCACCACCAUCAGACCAAAGUCUUUGCCAAGUUCUCUCAUGAUGCACCUCCUCCUGGCACCAAGAAGAAGCACUUAUCCAUUGAGCAGCUUAAUGCUCGUCGCAGGAAAGUAUGGCUCAGCAUUGUGAAAAAGGAACUACCAAAGGCCAACAAGCAGAAAGCUUCAGCUCGUAACCUGUUUCUCACCAAUAGCCGAAAGCUUGCCCACCAGUGCAUGAAGGAGGUGCGUCGAGCCGCCUUGCAGGCCCAAAAGAACUGUAAGGAGACCUUGCCUCGUGCCCGCCGCCUCACCAAGGAGAUGCUUCUGUACUGGAAGAAGUAUGAGAAGGUGGAGAAGGAACAUCGCAAGCGUGCGGAGAAGGAGGCCUUGGAGCAGCGCAAGUUGGAUGAGGAAAUGCGGGAGGCCAAGAGGCAACAGCGAAAACUGAACUUCCUAAUCACCCAAACAGAGUUGUAUGCCCAUUUCAUGAGUCGCAAACGAGACAUGGGUCAUGAUGGAAUUCAGGAAGAAAUCCUAAGGAAACUGGAAGACAGUUCUACCCAAAGACAAAUUGACAUUGGUGGAGGGGUGGUAGUUAACAUUACACAGGAGGAUUAUGAUAGUAACCAUUUCAAAGCUCAGGCCCUGAAGAAUGCUGAAAAUGCUUAUCAUAUUCAUCAAGCUCGGACAAGGUCAUUUGAUGAAGAUGCGAAAGAAAGUCGAGCAGCUGCCCUUCGGGCAGCAAACAAGUCUGGCACUGGGUUUGGGGAGAGUUACAGCCUGGCAAACCCAUCUAUCCGGGCUGGGGAAGAUAUUCCACAGCCUACAAUUUUUAAUGGCAAAUUAAAAGGCUAUCAGCUGAAAGGCAUGAAUUGGUUGGCAAAUCUCUAUGAACAGGGCAUUAAUGGCAUUCUUGCAGAUGAAAUGGGCCUUGGUAAAACAGUGCAGAGUAUUGCCCUCCUGGCCCAUUUGGCUGAGCGAGAGAACAUCUGGGGACCUUUCUUAAUAAUUUCACCUGCUUCUACACUUAACAAUUGGCACCAGGAAUUUACUAGAUUUGUUCCUAAAUUUAAGGUGCUACCAUAUUGGGGAAAUCCUCAUGAUAGAAAAGUUAUCAGAAGGUUCUGGAGUCAGAAGACCCUCUACACUCAGGAUGCCCCCUUCCAUGUGGUUAUCACCAGCUACCAGCUAGUGGUGCAGGAUGUAAAGUAUUUCCAGCGUGUCAAGUGGCAGUACAUGGUAUUGGAUGAGGCUCAGGCACUCAAGAGUAGUUCCAGUGUUCGUUGGAAGAUUCUCUUGCAGUUCCAGUGUCGGAAUCGGCUUUUGCUAACUGGGACCCCAAUUCAGAACACCAUGGCAGAGCUCUGGGCUCUGCUACAUUUCAUUAUGCCAACAUUAUUUGAUUCACAUGAGGAAUUUAAUGAAUGGUUUUCCAAGGACAUUGAGAGCCAUGCCGAAAACAAAUCUGCCAUUGAUGAGAAUCAACUCUCUCGAUUACACAUGAUCUUGAAGCCAUUUAUGCUGAGGAGAAUCAAGAAAGAUGUAGAAAAUGAAUUGUCUGACAAGAUUGAGAUUCUCAUGUAUUGCCAGCUGACCAGCCGACAGAAGCUUCUGUAUCAGGCACUAAAGAACAAAAUUUCUAUUGAGGAUUUAUUGCAGUCUUCUAUGGGCUCUACCCAGCAAGCACAGACCACCACCAGCAGCCUCAUGAAUCUGGUCAUGCAGUUUAGGAAGGUGUGUAAUCACCCAGAGUUAUUUGAACGACAAGAAACUUGGUCUCCAUUUCAUAUUUCCUUAAAGCCAUACCAGAUUUCAAAGUUUAUCUACCGUCAUGGACAGAUCAGGGUCUUCAACCAUUCACGUGACAGGUGGUUAAGGGUUCUUCUUUCUCCAUUUGCACCAGACUAUAUCCAGCAGUCUCUCUUUCACAGAAAAGGUGUUAAUGAAGAAAGCUGUUUCUCCUUCCUUCGCUUUAUUGAUGUAUCUCCAGUAGAAAUGGCAAACCUCAUGCUUCAGGGACUUUUGGCCAGAUGGUUAGCUCUUUUCCUGUCUCUGAAAGCCUCCUACAGGCUCCAUCAGCUGCGCUCCUGGGGAGAGCCAGAAGGGGAGAGCCAGCAGAGAUAUCUGAGAAACAAGGAUUUCCUUCUUGGGGUUAAUUUUCCACUCUCCUUUCCCAACCUUUGCAGCUGCCCUUUGUUAAAGUCUCUGGUUUUCAGCAGCCACUGUAAAGCAGUGAGUGGCUACUCAGACCAGGUCAUCCAUCAGCGGAGAUCAGCUACCUCCUCGCUUCGUUGCUGCCUGCUCACUGAACUGCCAUCUUUUUUGUGUGUGGCCAGUCCACGAGUUACCGCAGUGCCAUUGGAUUCUUACUGCAAUGACCGAAGUGCAGAAUAUGAGCGGCGAGUGCUGAAGGAAGGAGGGAGUCUGGCAGCCAAGCAGUGUUUGUUAAAUGGGGCCCCUGAACUGGCGGCAGAGUGGCUAAAUCGACGGUCCCAGUUCUUCCCAGAGCCAGCUGGAGGACUGUGGAGCAUCAGGCCUCAGAAUGGCUGGUCUUUCAUCAGGAUUCCAGGCAAGGAGAGCCUCAUCACUGACAGUGGAAAGCUGUAUGCCCUUGAUGUCCUCCUGACUCGGCUCAAGUCUCAAGGACAUAGGGUCCUUAUCUACUCCCAGAUGACCAGGAUGAUAGACCUGCUGGAGGAAUACAUGGUUUACAGGAAGCAUACCUACAUGAGGCUUGAUGGCUCAUCCAAGAUCUCAGAGAGGCGGGACAUGGUUGCUGAUUUUCAGAACAGGAAUGACAUCUUUGUAUUCCUGCUAAGUACACGAGCUGGAGGACUGGGUAUCAAUCUCACUGCUGCAGAUACAGGAAUAGUUCUCCUAGUCAUUUAUUUGCAUAGUCAAGAAAAAGAAGAAGCAGAUUUGAGCGAGGAGAUCCUGCUUUAUGCUUCCAGUAUUCACAUAAUUUGCCGUGUGGAGGUGAUUUUUUAUGACAGCGACUGGAACCCCACUGUGGACCAGCAGGCCAUGGACAGAGCCCACCGCUUGGGGCAGACAAAGCAGGUUACUGUGUACCGACUCAUCUGUAAAGGCACCAUUGAGGAACGCAUUCUGCAGCGAGCCAAGGAGAAGAGUGAGAUUCAGCGGAUGGUGAUUUCUGGUGGGAACUUCAAACCAGAUACCUUAAAACCCAAAGAGGUGGUUAGUCUUCUUCUAGAUGAUGAAGAGCUGGAAAAGAAAUUGAGACUGCGGCAAGAAGAGAAACGGCAGCAGGAGGAAACCAACCGAGUCAAAGAGCGCAAGCGCAAGCGGGAAAAGUAUGCAGAGAAGAAGAAAAAGGAAGAUGAAUUGGAUGGUAAAAGGAGAAAGGAGGGUGUGAACCUAGUGAUCCCAUUUGUUCCCUCGGCUGAUAACUCCAACCUCUCUGCUGACGGGGAUGACUCCUUCAUUAGCGUGGACUCGGCCAUGCCCAGCCCUUUCAGUGAGAUCUCCAUCAGCAGUGAGCUGCACACCGGCUCCAUCCCCCUGGACGAGAGCAGCAGUGAUAUGCUGGUCAUCGUGGAUGACCCAGCCUCCUCAGCCCCCCAGUCUCGGGCCACCAACUCUCCUGCUUCCAUAACAGGCUCCGUUUCAGACACUGUGAACGGAAUUUCCAUUCAGGAAAUGCCAGCCGCAGGACGUGGCCACUCCGCUCGAAGCCGAGGCCGCCCCAAAGGGUCAGGAAGCACAGCCAAAGGAGCCGGGAAAGGCCGGAGCCGGAAGUCCACCGCAGGCAGUGCUGCUGCAAUGGCAGGAGCCAAAGCAGGGGCCGCGGCGGCCUCAGCAGCCGCCUAUGCUGCAUACGGGUACAAUGUGUCUAAAGGAAUCUCUGCCAGCAGUCCUCUGCAGACGUCUCUUGUUCGGCCUGCUGGCCUUGCUGACUUUGGACCUUCAAGCGCCUCUUCUCCCUUGAGUUCCCCUUUGAGCAAAGGAAAUAAUGUUCCUGGGACUCCCAAGAACCUCCACUUGACCAGCAGCCUAGCCCCAGACUCCCUGGUCCGGAAACAGGGCAAAGGCACCAACCCCUCUGGAGGACGGUAACCACCUGGACCUUCUGGCUUCCUUCAACCAAACCAGGGGCCAGAGUCCUGGCCCACAUAUGGUCUUUGGAUGGCUUGCCCAGUGCAGCGUCUUACAUCCCAGGUCAGAGGGCAGAGAUGACCAGUUGCAGCAAGGGAAGGACAGGCAGGUGGUUGGUGUGAGCACUUUUCUCACCUGUGUCUCAAGAGGAGUGCUCUGGGGGGCCUAUGAGGAAGAAGGCCCAAGGACAGAGAUCGGCCUCACAGCAUCUCUAGUGAACUUUACAGCCACAUCUUAAACCUCGCACUGGGGAAGGGCCUGACAUAGACCCCCUGUAGAUGCUCAGGCACACAGUCUCCAUCCCCAUUCCACUUGGGCUCUGGUCAUGUCCCUUGCAGAGGCUCUGCAAGUGCUGUGAAGAACCUUCCACAGUGGAGACCUCUCUUAGGGCUGUGAUUUCCUGUCGGGCUAGGAAGGGAGGAAAUCCUGUAUCUGGCAUCCUCGGUCUUUGGGCAGCUCCCCGGGUCUCCAGACUCCAUUUGCCAGUGUCAGCACCGAAGAGAACAGUGAGUGCGAAAAGGUUAGUGAGUGGCUCAUGAGGGUGACAGAGACUAGAGGAGGCAUGCCCGGAGGCACUUGUUUUCCCAGCAUUUCCUCCCCUGUCCUGCAUGGUUCAUGCCAGAGAACCUUCAGGUCCCACCAGCAACCGUAGCAGCAGCUUCCACCCCGGGACUCCCAGAAGCCAGUAAAGAAACCAGGAGCCAUCUCAAUCAGCAGGAGACAUCCUCACUGCCCCUCUUGCAGACUCCCCUUGCCCUUCCUGAAUGCACAGUCUCCCCACCCCUGCCCUUCAGCCCCCUGCUUGGCUGUAUGCACUGUCUAUAUUGCACUGAGAAAGGAAGGGACAGCAGGAGUGAGGCGGAGAGGAUGGAGAAAGGGCAAAGCUCAGUACCGACCCUCCUGGCCUCAGCCCCCCACCUGCCUCAGCUUGCGCCGCCCCGCCCCCCACAAGAGAGGCAAAGGGGUGGUGUUUGCAUGGGAGGUGUUUCUGCCUGCCCCCAGCCUGAUGUCCCUGGUGGAGCAGGUGCUUCCGGGCGGGCCAGCCUCUAAUUUGCACACCUGAAAAUCGCGGAAUUGAGUUUAGACAGAUUGAUUUUUAAAACUUUUUUUUGGAGUAGGGGUGAUAGGGGAAUCAUUUAAUUUAAAUCAUUAAGAUUCCCCUGCCCAAACCCAGACUCUUGUGUACAGAUGCUAUUUAGAGGGAAUCAGAAAAAUGCCAAGCCUUUUUUCUCUUUGAAUGUGCUGUCUAUUUUUAUAACUGAACUUGUACAUAUGUAUAAAGAGAGACACAUCUUUCUUUUACUAACUGGAGAAAAAAAUCUUAAAUAAAAUGGAGUGAGAUAAUUUUAUGUAAAUCAGGGUGUCUGUGGUCUUUGCAGCUGCCUCUCUUGGGGGCAUAGUAGGGUUCUUGGAGGAAUGUGGCAGGGUUAAAGGGAAACAGCCCCAACAUCAUUCCUGUGGUCGGAGAGGACAGGUUGUCAUUGGGAUGAGGAGUGCUCUGUGGGCAUUUCCUCAGUGGUAUUUUUAAUCAGGCUUAGGAAUUUGCCUGCAGCCAUCAGAGAGGAGGUCUGACCAGUCCCUGGCAUGCUCGAGGCCAGGGCCCUCAGGGUGUGAACUCAUUAUGACUCAGGACCUAGACUCUAAGACUCAGUUGUGGACGGCUUGGUCUGGUCCACCGUCAGAAAGCUCAAAAGUGGUCAUCUGAAUACUGACAGGUUCUUUCUCCAGAAACCACAAAUGAGAGAUGAUCCUGGCAAUGUGUAAUGUGUCAGAUCCGCAACUAAUAGGUACAACUUUAUGGUCCCAAUUUCUAAAACUGUGGUGUGUGUACACAAAUAUGUGUAUUGGCAGUUCCCGUACACUUGUCUGUGGGUCAGUUAAGGCAGCGGAAAUACUAACUGUGAACGGAAUUCAGUGUUCUCAAAGUUAGCCGUGCUUGUAAGAAUCAUGAACGAAAACAGUGAAAUAUGUUGCAAUGAUUCCAAAGACAUCCAUGCUUGGAAAACUUAGCUCUCCGGUCAGUUGGUAAAAGAUCAAGUUCCCAGCCUAGACUGGCAGUUGGUGUUUCUCCCAUGAGCAAAAACACUGAUAGGCUCUUGCGUCACCUUCAGGCAGGGCCCGUGCCGUUCCCAAGUAUGCUGCCUGUGUGGCCUCCCGAGCCUUGGCUCAGCCUGCGUACCCUUGAUCGGAGUCGGCUGGCUCCUGAGGAGCAGCUGCUCACCCAGUCACAGGGUCACCCUUUCUUCAUUUUGUCCGUCUCCAGUAGCACUAUCAUGCAUGCUGGGUCUUGAUUUCCCUGCUGCUGGCAGAUUCGACCAAGGCCUCACACAGACCAGGUUACCAGAGUAACCACGCUCUCUUGUCAUCACCACGG